Salmo salar (Atlantic salmon) is the source of this 9687-nucleotide messenger RNA. NCBI's taxonomy places the organism in Eukaryota, Metazoa, Chordata, Actinopteri, Salmoniformes, Salmonidae. The record is from RefSeq and is a predicted model, not a curated record.
AUGUAUCCAGGCCACACGGGGCGCCUGCUCAUGUCCCUGUGCUUCAGCAGUCUCAGCUUCCUGCUCUUUCACAUCAUCUAUCAGAUCACUGUCAACAGUCUACUGGCCGGGAACAACAUAGACCCUGCCUUCAACUGUUCCAGGUGGGAGAGAUCCAUACGACAGAUCGGCUUUGAGAGUGUGAUAGGUGCAGAUGCAGGGAACGGGAUUCGUGUGUUUCUCCCUGACAUAGGGAUGUUUCUAACUGGUCUGGGCUGCUGGCUGCUGUGUCACAGUCUGGUCCAAAAGAGACCACCGGAGGACGUGGUUUACGACUUCGAACCGGAGGACGGGGUGGAAGAGGAAGAUCUUAGCCUUGAUGACAAUGUCCUGUUGGAUGAAAACUUUGAGGCUGGGUACGAGGGCGGAGAAGAGGAGGAGGAAGAGGAGGAGGAAGAAAUGGAGGAGGAGGAAGAGGAGGAGGAGGAAGAGGAGGAGGAAGAAGAGGAGGAGGAGGAAGAGGAGAGCACCAAGAUGAAGAUUCUGGGUCGCGUCGCUGCCGUGGCGUCCAAAGUGAAGGAGAUCAUUGGGAAUCUGAUCAGCACCGCAGGGAAAGUGGUGGUCACCAUACUACUAGGACUAACAGGUAUAAUUCUGCCCUCUAUGACGUCGGCAGUCUACUUCUUCGUGUUCUUGUUCCUGUGUACAUGGUGGUCGUUCUGUCGGACCUUCGACACCCUCAUCUUCAGCUGUAUGUGUGUCCUCAUGGCCAUAUUCAGCGCUGGACACCUGGUCGUCCUUUACCUCUACCAGUUCCAGUUCUUCCACGAGUUCAUCCCUCCAAAGGACAGCUACAUCAGUCUGUUCGGCAUCUCCUCCAUCAUCCAGACUGACUGCUCCUCUACAUGGAGGAUGAUAGUUAACCCUGAGUUGGCCUGGCACCACUUUGUUAACCCCGUUAUGCUGCUGCUGCUGUACUACACCUUGGCCACUCUCAUACGCCUCUGGCUCCAGGAAGAGGGGUUGGUCGCAAAGUCCAACGAGACAUCUUUUGACUACAUCUCCACCCUAGACUCAGUGGAAAAUGGACCGGUCCGCCAGGACCUGUACUCCACCCCACAGUAUGAAAUGGACCAAAUCAAUAACAUUACAGAGAAGGAUGGAGGACUGUAUGCCUUCAGUCCAACCCUGCGAGGAGAGACUGCUGGGAUGGAGGGAGCGGAGGAGGGGAAGGAACAGGAGGAAGAGGAGGAGGAGGAGGAGGAUGAGGGCAGAGUGAAUGCUGUUGUAACAGUGUUCAGGUUCAUUAUGAAGCAGAGCUAUAUCUGUGCUCUCAUAGCCAUGAUGGCGUGGAGCAUCACGUAUGUUAGCUGGCUGACGUUUGUGUUCCUGAUGUGGUCGUGUAUGUUGUGGAUGGUGAGGGACCGUCGUCGUUACACCAUGCUAACCUCUCCCUUCAUGGUGCUCUAUGGGAACCUGCUCAUUGUGCUGCAGUACAUUUGGAGCUUUGAGCUGCUGGAGCCCGUACCUGGACUCUUCCUCAAGAUGGACGUGCCUUUCAGGCAACUGGGUUCCAAGAUCCUAUGCCUGUUGAGCUUUUGGCUGUUGCUGAUACAGACUCUGACAGAGAGACAGGAGGAGCAGAGAGAGGAGGCUGCUGUACUCACUGACGUACGUGUGGAUAACCAACCCAAGAAGAAGAAGAAAGAGGAAGAGGAGGAUGAGGAAGGAUGGGAGCAGGACAUCAUGCAGGUUCUGGGUAACAUGGUGAUGGAGAUGCUGGUGAAAUACUGGAUUUAUAUCUGUGGAGGAAUGUUCUUCUUCGUCAGCUUCGAGGGACGCAUGGUCAUGUACAAGAUCAUCUACAUGAUGCUCCUCCUCUUCUGUGUGGCGCUCUAUCAGGUGCACUAUGAGUAUUGGAGGAGAAUCCUGAAAUACUUCUGGAUGUCUGUGGUGGUCUACACUAUGCUGGUCCUCGUCCUGGUCUACACCUUCCAGUUUGAGACCUCCCUUCCCUUCUGGUCUAACAUGACUGGCCUGAGUAAAGAGAAACUGAAGGACCUGGGGCUAGAACGGUUCUCUGUAUCGAUGCUCUUCACACGUAUCUUCAUCCCCACCUCCUUCCUCCUGGUGUGUAUCCUCCACCUUCACUACUUCCACGACCGCUUCCUCCUGCUCACUGACCUGAAGGCUGUGGCCCAAAAACAGGACAGCGCCAUCUACAGAUUGGUACACCAGGAUGGAAGCCUGGUUGACAUCACCAUGCUCCAGUCUGGAGAAGGGGUGAUACGGGUGGAGGACGAGAAGGAGGGAAACCUGAUGAAGGAUGGAGGGAGGAAGCAGAAAGGAGGACUCCGUCAGUCUAUAGAUCUGUGUCGGUCGUUCAAUAAGUCUUUUGAGUCCAAAUCCAGUGCAGGGCCAGGGAAGAGUGGCGAUUGCAGUGUGGGAACUGGGCCAGAGCCCUCCACAGAACACACAACCUCAGACCUGCAGAAUAAGUGGCCCUUGGUGGUGGACCGUCUGACUGUGCUGUUUCUCAAGUUCCUGGAAAACAUCCACAAGCUGCAGCUCUUCAUCUGGUGGCUCCUAGAGAUGCACAUCGUCAAGAUCGUCUCUUCGUGCAUCAUACUGGUCUCUGUCAAAGAGGUGUCCUUGUUCAACUACGUGUUCCUGGCGUGCUGGGUCUUCGCCCUACCAUUCAGUCAGUUCAGACCCUUAGCCUCCAGUAUCUGUACAGUCUGGACCUGCGUUAUCAUCGUCUGUAAGAUGCUGUACCAGUUGGAGUCUAUAAAACCUGCCUCUUACUCCAAGAACUGCUCCAUGCCAAUGAACUACACAGAGAAACAGAGAGAAGAGAUGAGAGACUCUCUGCUGUACAAGGACCCAGUAGACCCGUCCAACUGGGUCGGGCUCAUCAAGUUCAACCCUCUACUGGAGAACCUCAGGAACAACCUCUUGAUGUUGGCCAUGCUGGCGUUUGAGGUGACCAUCUACCGUCACCAGCAGCACUACAGGCUGAGGAACAAGCUCGCCGCGCCCGCCGCUCGCAUCAUCUUCCAUGACAUCACGCGGCAACACCUCGACAACGGCAUCGUCAACUGUGCCAAGUACUUCAUCAACUACUUCUUCUACAAGUUCGGGCUGGAGAUGUGCUUCUUACUGGCGGUGAAUGUGAUCGGGCAGCGUAUGGAUUUCUAUGCCAUGCUGCAUGCCUUCUCUCUGAUAGUCGUUAUGUACAGACGCAGGAGGAAAGCUAUAGCUGAGAUCUGGCCUAAAUACUGUUGUUUCCUGGCCUGUAUGCUAACCUGGCAGUACUUUGUCUGCAUCGGGAUACCACCUGCAGCCUGUAAAGACUACCCAUGGCGGUUCCCUAACUCUGCAAUGGACUCCAAUGUCAUCAAGUGGCUAUAUUUCCCUGACUUCCACACCAACCCCAACCCGAUCUUUCUUGUCUAUGACUUCAUGCUCCUUCUCUGCGCCUCACUCCAGAAGAGUAUAUUUGAAGAGGAAAACAAAGCAGCUGUCCGUCUCAUGGCCGGAGACAACGUGGAGAUCUGUAGAGACCUAGACACAGCCUCCUUCAGCGUCCACAACCCUGUACCCGACUUCAUACACUCCAGGUCCUACCUGGACAUGCUGAAGGUCAUCAUGUUUAGCUACCUGUUCUGGUUCGUCCUCACCAUCAUCUUCAUCACCGGCACCACCCGUAUCAGCAUCUUCUGUUUGGGCUAUAUAGUGGGAUGUUUCUACUUCCUGCUGUUCGGCGGGGAGCUGCUGCUCAAACCAAUCAAAAAGAUCCUCCACUACUGGGACUUCCUGAUCGCCUAUAACGUGUUUGUGAUCACCAUGAAGAACAUACUGUCUAUCCUGGCCUGUGGCUACAUCAAUGUCCUGAUGGUCAACAACUGUUGGCUCAUCCAGCUCCUCAGUCUGGUCUGCACCAUCAAGGAGUAUAAGGUCAUCACUAACAGAGACUUCAACCCUGCGGAUGGUGGUAAGAAGUGUGAUCUGCCCAGCGACGAGGCUGGGAUCAUCUGGGACAGUAUCUGUUUCGCCUUCCUGCUGUUGCAGAGACGAGUCUUCAUGAGUUACUACUUCCUGCAUGUGGUGGCUGACAUCAGGGCCUCACAGAUACUGGCCUCCAGAGGGGCUGAAUUGUUCCAGGCUACUAUAGUGAAGGCAGUCAGAGCCAAACUGGAGGAAGAGAAGCAGUCUAUGGAACAGCUGAAGAGACAGAUGGACCGUAUAAAGCAGCGCCAGGAGAAGUUUAAGAGAGGGAAGAAGAUGUUGAGCCAGGAGUCAGGAGACAGAGAGAACCCCAUCCAUCCACAGGAGUCAGGAGACAGAGAGAACCCCAUCCAUCCACAGGAGUCACCCAUCCAUCCACAGGAGUCAGGAGACAGAGAGAACCCCAUCCAUCCACAGGAGUCAGGAGACAGAGAGAACCCCAUCCAUCCACAGGAACAGAAGGGAGCAGAGCGAGAGAGAAGGAACAAAAACAAGAACAAUCUAAGACCAAAAAAAAAACAGUGGUGGCGGCCUUGGGUUGACCACGCCUCCAUGGUGAGAAGUGGAGAUUAUUACUUGUUUGAAACCGACAGUGAAGAAGAGGAGGAAGAGAUGGAAAGAAGAGAGGGCCUACAGCCUCCCAAGAAGUCAGCGUUUCAGUUUGUCUACCAUGUCUGGAUAACAAACUCCAAGACAGCCAUGAAGAAACGAAGCAAAGAGAAGCACAAGUUCUGGAAGAGGUACACCAAGAGAUACAAACACAAGAAGGACAAGAUGGAUGGUCAUGUGACUAUAGAGUUAGGAGAGACAGAGGAAGAUCAGAAGGGAGGAGAGGAGGAAAAGUCCGAUGGACCAGACAACAUCCUGAAGCGAGUGUUCGACAUCAUCAAGUUCACCUGGGUGUUGUUCCAGACGACGGUGGAGAGCUUCACCGAGUGGAUGAACGACGUGUGUAGAGAACACAUAGACAUCUCCACCGUGCUGCGUAUCGAGAGAUGUAUGCUCACUAGAGAGGUCAAAAAGGGUAAUGUCCCGUCCAGAGACAGUAUCCAUGUGUACUACCAGAAGCAGAUGCGUAUGUACAUGUCGCAGGGUUCCAGUCUGGACCGGCUCAUUGAGGAGGACAGUGUGUCGUGGUCGCACAGAGUCCGUAGAAGGAGAGGUAUCUAUCGUAUGGAGAGCCAGGACUCUGUUGUAUCUAUGGUCUCCAGGGAUAGUAUAUCCAGUGGCUACACUGAAGCCACCAUGCUGUUCUCCCGCCAAGACACGCUGGACGAGCUGGACGGAAUGCCGUCAGACCUUCCUAUUCCCAAAACCAGCGAGCGUGUCCGGCCCAAACUCUGUAAGAUUUACGGCCUGGACGCCUCCAAGUCGACUGACAGCAGCAGCAGCCAAGUGUCCAGCGAGGCGACUCAGUGCAUCACUCUCUACUCACGGCAAGGCACAAAUGACACCAUCGAGGAGGUGGAGGACGAACAGGACCAGGGGGAGGACAGGCAGAACGAACCCUUGGGACCCCCACAUCCGGAGGCAGAGGGGUCUGAGGGAAGCCCCUGGUGGAGUGGUGGUGGAGUGACCACUGAGGAGGAGGAGAGGGACCAGGGACAGUGGGAUCCAUGGAGGACUCCAGGCCCAGGGGAGGUCCCCUCCUUCAGGGUAGACGGUCCAACUUCGACCCUCCUGGCCCUUCGAUCAGGGUCCCAGGACUGUACCACUGACAGUGACGAUGGGGGUGUCCGGCAAGAGUACCGGAAGACAGAGGAGCGGGACCGGGCAGGUCAGCUGGACAUCUCGGAUGCCCCAAACACCUCGGACACUGACGUGCCUUCCAGCUACAACAAGGCGGUGAGCUUCGACCGACUGGAGGUGAGUGAGGAUGAGAGCGACAGGGACGAUAAGAGGAGGAUGGUGAUGACCCCAGACACCAGCCGGUCAGACUAUCUGGACGGCCCCUUGCUGCUCUCAUCUACCGCUGAGCUGACCGCCAGCGAACUGCUGCUCAACAAGAUGUUCCAUGAUGAGGAGUUAAAGCGGUCGGAGCGGUUCUAUAUGGGCCAGCCCCUGGCGCUCCAGCUGGUCUAUGCCCUGUAUAACAUGCUGGUGGCCCACUCUGAGAUGGUGUGUUACCUAGUCAUCAUCCUCAACAACAUGCUGUCAGCCUCCUGUAUCACCCUGGUCCUCCCCAUCCUCAUCUUCCUCUGGGCCAUGCUGUCCGUACCUAGACCCAGUAAGAGGUUCUGGAUGACUGCCAUCGUUUAUACAGAGGUCGCCAUCGUCAUCAAGUAUUUCUGCCAGUUUGGCUUCUUUCCCUUCAACCAGAACCCGAAGGUGAACGGGAAUAAACCCUACCACCCUCCCAACAUCAUCGGAGUGGAGAAGAAAGACGGAUACGUGGUCUAUGACCUCAUACAGCUUCUGGCGCUCUUCUUCCACAGGUCCAUCCUGAAGUGUCAUGGUCUCUGGGACGAAGACGACCUUAAGGACACCAAGAAAGAGAUCCUUCGCCAGGACACUGAGUCGAAGGAAGACGAGAAGGAGAGGGACGCCACUCCCGUGCCGUCCAACCCCCGCGAGAGGAAUAGGUCGCCACAGACCCUCGGGUCUAUAAAUCUGGGCAUGGGCACCUCCAUGGACUCUGUGCACAUCCCCAUGCACUACCUCCAGCAACAGCAGCAGACCUACCAGAGAAGGAAGAGCUCCAGUGGAGGGUCUCAUAUCUCCCACCGCUCUGUACGCUCCAAGAGAGGCAGCACCAACUCCAGGAACAGUAACCGUAGAGAUGGGAGUGAGGUGUCAGUUCAGCAGAAGACCAAGAAACAGCUGAUCAUGGAGAAACUCAAAGAACAGAUGAUCAAAGCCAAGACCUUCACUAUCAAGAGGACCAUGAAGGUCUACCUGCCCAUUCGUCAGUUCUUCUACAACCUGGUCCAUCCAGAGUACAGCGCUUUGACAGAUGUCUAUGUGCUCAUAUUCCUGGCCGACACCGUCGACUUCAUCAUCAUCCUCUUCGGUUUUUCUGCUUUUGGGAAACACUCAACGGGAGCCGACAUCACGUCAUCUCUGUCGGAGGACCAGGUUCCUGGAGCCUUCCUGGUGAUGGUUCUGAUCCAGUUUGGGACCAUGGUGGUGGACCGGGCCCUGUACCUCAAGAAGACAGUGCUGGGGAAGGUCAUCUUCCAGGUGGUCCUGGUAUUCGGAAUUCAUUUCUGGAUGUUCUUUAUCCUCCCCGGACUCUCUGAUAGGCGUUUCAAUGAGAACACAGUAGCCAAGCUGUGGUACUUCAUCAAGUGUAUCUACUUUGGGCUGUCAGCCUAUCAGAUCCGCUGUGGCUACCCCACCAGAGUCCUGGGUAACUGUAUCACCAAGAGCUACAACUACACCAACCUUUUCCUGUUUCAAGGGUUCCGUCUGAUCCCGUUCCUGUCUGAGUUGCGUGCGGUGAUGGACUGGGUCUGGACCGACACCUCUCUGUCUUUAUCUUCUUGGAUCUGUAUGGAAGACAUCUACGCUCACAUCUUCGUCCUCAAGUGCUGGAGGGAGUCAGAGAGGAGAUACCCCCAGCCGCGGGGCCAAGCGAAGAAGCCGGUGGUGAAGUAUGGGAUGGGAGGGAUGAUCGUCAUGCUUCUGAUCUGUAUCAUCUGGUUCCCUCUACUCUUCAUGUCUCUGAUCAAGUCUGUGGUGGGGGUGGUCAACAGACCACUGGACGUCUCUUUCUCCAUCACCCUGGCCGGGUUCCAGCCAAUCUUCACUAUGAGUGCUCAGCAGAACCAGCUCAGAGAAGUCUCCAAACAUGACAUCCAUGGCACCUUCAUGAGGUCAUACCAGUCCUAUCCUGAAGCGAUGCAGUGGUUGGAAUACUACAUGCCAGAGGAUCUGACCAUCGCUGAGUUGGAAGGCAGCUCUAACAGUCUGUGGACCAUCAGUCCUCCCAGUAGAACAAACAUCAUGGAGAUGCUCAGCUCCAAGGAACAGUUCCCCAUCACUGUAGCUUGGUCUAUCCAGCGGAACCUGACUCUGGGAGCGAAGGCUGAGUUCGCGACUGGGAAGAAAGUGACGUUCCUGGAUGAUGCAACCAAACUAGAGCUGAGCCUACUGCUCAACGGGACCAGACGAGACAGAGUGGUGAUAAAACAUGUGUUCCCGCGAUACCUCCGAGCCCCUAGUGACUCCGAGGCCAAGCCCAUAGAACAGCUGUAUAAAGAGAAGGUGUACAUGAGCAUCACUUUGGCGUUGGAGCGUUCCCAUAACAACUCAACGGAAGUCCAGGAGUGGUGGAUCGUGAACCAGACAGAACCGGGACAGAUCAACGUUCGUAGGCCCAAGCACCUCUACGACGCUGGGCUGGAGCUCUAUGUCUUCAGUGACCAGGUCAGCCCUCCUAGUCUGGGUUUCCUGGCUGGAUACGGGAUCAUGGGUCUUUAUGCGUCCGUGGUGCUCGUCAUCGGUAAGUUUGUCCGUGAGUUCUUCAGCGGUGUCUCCCACACCAUCAUGUUCGAGGAGCUGCCCAACGUGGACCGCAUCCUGAAGCUGUGCACCGACAUCUUCCUGGUCCGAGAGACGGGAGAGCUGGACCUGGAGGAAGACAUGUACGCUAAACUCAUCUUCCUCUAUCGCUCGCCUGAGACUAUUAUUAAAUGGACCAGGGAAAAGACUCAGUGAGCCUGGCUGUAAAAAGGCUAGAAGUUAUCCCCCUUUCAAUGUGGAUAGAAGUUUAACAGUGUUUCUUAACCUCUGACUAGUUUGUGAAUACUUGACCAGUCUCUGGGACGUUGACGUUACCGACUGACUUGAGAACUAUUCUUAAGUGUCAUUGAUUUUUAUGGAAGGAAGGAAGGAAGGAAGGAAGGAAGGAAGGAAGGAAGGAAGGAAGGAAGGAAGGAAGGAAGGAAGGAAGGAAGGACCAAAGGUUGCCGGUUCCUGUUGAGAAAACGGUUGAGAAACACUGCCUUAGAACAACACAAUUGCUAAAAUAACGUGACCGAGGCGUCAGGAAACAAUGAAAGUUGGGACAAAGAACGGGGUCUUCACUGAGAGGACAUAUGGGUGAGGUUGUUGUUAAAUACUAUCUACAAAGCUCUGGUGGUAUGAGAUUUCAAGUAUUGGCGUGACUAUUCUACUUUAGACCAAUGAUGUGUCAAAUACUACAAGUAACUCCCUGUGCCUGUAUCGUUCCUCGUUGUCUUUUCCCGACAGCAGUGUGGAUUAUACAGGUCAGUGUUUUAAAAAGGGCUUCCCACCAAUGGAUGAUGACCAUGAGGAGGAACUUACACAGGAUUGGUCUGUUUAGAUUGCCAACCUUUUUCUGAUUGGAGCUCCUGGUUCAUGGGAUUGUGCAAUAUUAUAGAGCUCUUCUUCAUGUCCUCCGAGACGACCAUUUUGAAGGAUGUUGUCAUUGCUACAUACGAGACGGCCAUUUUGACUAAGAUUGCAGGCGACUACGCCAUCUUGUUAAUGUCUAAAACCGAGAGCUACUUUUAAAGACGCUAACGACAAUCUAUACUUGCAUUAUUUAGUUUGUUUGUAUGAGAAACUAAACCUGUGUUAAUGAUUUCUCAGCAAAAGACAAGAGUUGUUGUUUCACCAAGAAAGGGUUCACUUUUACUCAAUGUAAUGUUUAAAGUAUAGAAACUUUAAUAUGUUGUUUUGGUAGCUAAUAGACGGUUGAAUUGAUUUACCUACUUAAAGGUCAUAAAAAGAUGA